Molecule: messenger RNA, 975 nt
Organism: Sphenostylis stenocarpa
Lineage: Eukaryota; Viridiplantae; Streptophyta; Magnoliopsida; Fabales; Fabaceae
Source: the annotation of a GenBank genome assembly
AUGGGGGUAACUUUCUCUCUCACGUUCACCACUUUCCUAGACUCAGUUACGUUGCUAAUUGUGUUGUUGGUGUUGCAGAAAAAGAAGACAGGUGGCGGCAACGGGAACAAGGAGAACGAGGACGGCACAACCACCGUCGUUUUAAAGCUAGACUUCCAUUGCGACGGUUGCGCUUCCAAAAUCACUCGACACCUUCGCGCUUUCCGAGGUGUGGAGACGUUGAAGGCGGAGAGCGGCGCCGGCAAGGUAACGGUCACCGGGAAAGUUGACCCCACGAAGGUGAGGGACAACCUGGCGGAGAAGAUGAAGAGGAAGGUGGAAAUUGUUUCUCCGCAGCCCAAGAAGGAGAAGGAGAAGGAGAAGGAGAAGGAGAAGGAGAAGGAGAAGGAGAAGGAGAAGGAGAAGGAUAACAAGGACACCAAAACCAACAACAAAAUCCACGACAAGAAAAACAAAGAGGUGGUGACUACCGCUGUUCUGAAGAUGGCAUUGCAUUGCCAGGGUUGCUUGGACAGGAUUGGAAGGACCGUGCUGAAAACCAAAGGAGUACAAGAAAUGGGUAUCGACAAGGAAAAGGAAACGGUGACUGUGAAGGGUACGAUGAAUGUUAAGGCUCUGGUGGAGAAUCUAACGGAGAAGCUGAAGAGGAAGGUUGAGGUGGUCCCUCCAAAGAAAGAGAAGGAGGGUGACAAGGAAGGUGAGAAGGACAAGGAAGGAUCAGGGAAGAAGAAGAACAAGAGUGGUGGUGGUGGAGGAGAUAAUAAUGAAGAGGGAGGAGAGAAAAUAGAUUACAACAGAAUGGAGUAUUUGCCACAACCUGCUUUUGGAUUUGGUUAUGGUUAUGGUUAUGGACAGAGCAAUGUUGGUGGCCAUAGCUAUGUGCCAGUGUACCCGGAGCAGAUGCACUUUCACUUGCAUGCACCACCACCACAACUUUUCAGUGACGAGAACCCGAAUGCUUGUUCUGUCAUGUGA